AAGAUAAGGAGAUUAGCCGGUGGGCAAGCGAGGUGCUUCACACCUCAGUUUGCUAGUCCUCACCUCUCACUGUCUGCCCUGUGGCUCCCAGUGCUGACUUCAGAAGCUUCAUCUUGGGUGAAAGAUGUGUGAUCAGACCUUCCUAGUUAAUGUAUUCGGCUCCUGUGACAAAUGUUUCAAACAAAGAGCUCUGAGACCAGUUUUCAAGAAAUCUCAACAACUCAGCUACUGUUCAACAUGUGCAGAAAUUAUGGCAACCGAGGGGCUGCACGAGAACGAGACGCUGGCGUCGCUGAAGAGCGAGGCCGAGAGCCUCAAGGGCAAGCUGGAGGAGGAGCGGGCCAAGCUGCACGACGUGGAGCUGCACCAGGUGGCAGAGCGGGUGGAGGCCCUGGGACAGUUUGUCAUGAAGACCAGAAGGACCCUCAAAGGCCAUGGGAACAAAGUCCUUUGCAUGGACUGGUGCAAGGAUAAAAGGAGGAUUGUGAGCUCGUCACAGGAUGGGAAGGUGAUCGUGUGGGAUUCCUUCACCACGAACAAGGAGCAUGCGGUCACUAUGCCCUGCACGUGGGUGAUGGCAUGUGCUUAUGCCCCGUCGGGAUGUGCCAUUGCUUGUGGUGGUUUGGAUAAUAAGUGUUCUGUGUACCCCUUGACGUUUGACAAAAAUGAAAACAUGGCUGCCAAAAAGAAGUCUGUUGCUAUGCACACCAACUACCUGUCGGCCUGCAGCUUCACCAACUCUGACAUGCAGAUCCUGACAGCGAGCGGUGAUGGCACAUGUGCCCUGUGGGACGUGGAGAGUGGGCAGCUGCUGCAGAGCUUCCAUGGACAUGGGGCUGACGUCCUCUGCUUGGACCUGGCCCCCUCAGAAACUGGAAACACCUUCGUGUCUGGGGGAUGUGACAAGAAAGCCAUGGUGUGGGACAUGCGCUCCGGCCAGUGUGUGCAGGCCUUUGAAACACAUGAAUCUGACAUCAACAGUGUCCGGUACUACCCCAGUGGAGAUGCUUUUGCUUCAGGGUCAGAUGAUGCUACGUGUCGCCUCUAUGACCUGCGGGCAGACAGGGAGGUUGCCAUCUAUUCCAAAGAGAGUAUCAUAUUUGGAGCAUCCAGCGUGGACUUCUCUCUCAGUGGUCGCCUGCUGUUUGCUGGAUACAACGAUUACACUAUCAACGUCUGGGACGUUCUCAAGGGGUCUCGGGUCUCCAUCCUGUUUGGACAUGAAAACCGUGUUAGCACUCUACGAGUUUCCCCAGAUGGGACUGCUUUCUGCUCAGGAUCAUGGGAUCAUACCCUCAGAGUCUGGGCCUAAUCAUAAAUACACUCAUGUAUACCUGAGAAUUUGAAAUCUCCACAUGUAAAUAGAUAUUACUUCUAGAGGAGCUUAGGGUUUACUGCAGUUUAGCUUAGGGGAGCAACCCAUGGCUCAGAGGUCCCCAGGCAUCUCCAAUAUGACUAUUAAAACUGUCGCUUCUGGAAAUACACUAGUGUGAGCCUUCAGCACUACGAGAAAACCUUCAAGUACAGUGUUUUUCUUUUGGAACACUUUUGAAAAUGUAUCUGUUUUUUUCUGUUUUUAAGGUUAUUCUAAAUUAUACUAGCCUCAACUCAUUCUGUCACCAGUAGAAUUCAGCAGUUAAUAUAUUCUAUAUUAUUUCUCUGAAUCAAUUCAUUUUCAGAGUGCUUUAAAGUCCGAUAUUUCUUGAUGUGCACUGUGAUGCCUGGAACCUUCCUCUGGAAGUGCUGGUUUUACGGACUGAGGACUGGUAACUGGUCUGUGAUAGAAGCAAAUUCCAAUUCCAAAUUAAUUAAUUAGACAAAAAUCACUUUUU
Messenger RNA from Sapajus apella (tufted capuchin), 1832 nucleotides. It is a transcript of the gene GNB5, whose product is annotated as G protein subunit beta 5. The transcript has 13 exons. Lineage: Eukaryota; Metazoa; Chordata; Mammalia; Primates; Cebidae. The record is from RefSeq and is a predicted model, not a curated record. The coding region runs from base 125 to 1312 and encodes 395 amino acids. Gene Ontology annotation, biological process: G protein-coupled dopamine receptor signaling pathway; G protein-coupled receptor signaling pathway. Gene Ontology annotation, molecular function: protein binding; signaling receptor complex adaptor activity. Gene Ontology annotation, cellular component: cytoplasm; heterotrimeric G-protein complex.